AUGCAGAAUCUGACUGGAUUUCCAGGCAAUGUAACCUCCAACAAAAACCUGUCUGUGAUCAUCAAGGUGUGUGUGGUUGUCCCCUUCUUCUGCAUCUUCCUCUGCUGCAUUAUGGUCAUGCUGCACAUCUUUGCAUCUCACAGGCAGUUUCUGGAAACCUCACGUUACAACCUGUUUGCCUCCAUGCUCAUUAAUGAUACCAUCCAGCUCUUGUUCUCUGUGCUGCUCUUCCUCUUUGCCAUGGGCCAAGUGAAAUUUGCUUUUAUCCUGUGUAUUCCUUUGUUGUUUGUUUCCAGUGCCACUUUCCAGAACACACCUUUAAUUUUGGCCACUAUGUCACUGGAGCGUUAUGUUGCCAUCUUCUAUCCCCUGCAGCGUCCGGCUGCCUGGCGCUCAGACCGUAUCUGGAUCAUUAUUCUGUCUCUGUGGCUCAUCAGCUCUAUUUUCCCUGUGAUUCACUACUCUAUUGGGGAAAUUGAUCCUGCUGUGGAUAUCUUCUCUACCCCUGUGUAUUGCAGCUCUAGCAUUAUCAACUCAUCUCCAAUCCAGGACAUAUUCCGAGCUGCUGAAAAUAUUCUCUUCUUUGCAGUAGUGGCUGUUGUCAUCCUUUUUACAUACGUGAGAAUCCUGCUGGAAACCAGGAGGAUGAGACAAGAUAAAGUGUCUGUGAACAAAGCCAUGCACACUGUGCUGCUGCAUGGCUUUCAGCUGCUGCUGUGUGUGUUGGCCUUCAGUUACCCCAUCACUGAAACUCUCAUAGUGCUGCAUGCUGACUGGAAUCCAGCGGACAUUGCCUUUUUUAAUUAUUUCAGUUUCAUCCUUAUUCCACGCUUUCUCAGCCCUCACGGCUUCAGAGAUCAGACUCUCAGGGGCUGCAUCAGGAAAACAUUCCUCUGCAGCUCAGACAAAGUCAAACCUGGUGUUAGAGGCCAGCGGCAGGACAACUUGCUGGAAAACUAA
Plectropomus leopardus (leopard coralgrouper) is the source of this 960-nucleotide messenger RNA. RefSeq names its product odorant receptor 131-2-like. Gene Ontology annotation, biological process: G protein-coupled receptor signaling pathway; detection of chemical stimulus involved in sensory perception of smell. Lineage: Eukaryota; Metazoa; Chordata; Actinopteri; Perciformes; Serranidae. The record is from RefSeq and is a predicted model, not a curated record. Gene Ontology annotation, molecular function: odorant binding; G protein-coupled receptor activity; olfactory receptor activity. Gene Ontology annotation, cellular component: membrane.